AUGGGAGGAUUUGAAGGUCAUCUGUACCCAGGGCUGUCUUUUUUCCUCUAUGGACUUUACCAUGCAGUACUCCUCUCCAGGGCUUUGAUACACAACUGCCCUGUCCAGUAUCCAUCAUGCCAUCCUUGGAAGAAAGGAAGAUGGGCAUGGCUGAGGCAAAUGUACUAUAUUGGCUUCCUGAAGAUGCUGAGCGCCUGCAUUGCAGUAGCUCAAGAGCUCCAUAGCAUUCAGGGACGGCUGGUACUUAUCAGCAAGGUAUAUCAUCAGAGAAACUUUAUGUACCGCAAACAGUGGCAGCAUCUUACUCUCUACAUGACGUUUUUUCUGAGUGGAUGUUUAGACGUGGUGAGUCAAAACCUGCUGCCUCACAGGUGCGCCGCACUAGAGCAAGGUGCCCAAGCCCUGGGCACAUUUAUAAACCUGCCUCUGAUGCUGUCUCACAUGCAGGACACAGAAGGAGUGGAGCUGCAGUCUCACAUGCUGCUCACUCAGGCCAUGUUCCUGCUGACCCUGGUGGUGACCACAGAGCUGUGGGCUCCCAGCGAUACACUAAUCUGGAUGAUGAAAGCCUUUUUGUAUAUGAUCAUAGGCUCUUGGCUGAUGCAAAUAGGCUUUAUGCUGUACAAACCCAUCUCGGGCUACAAAUGGAUGGAUGAUGACAAAAAUGACAUAGAGUUCACCACCACUUUCUUCUGCUGGCAUGUGUUGUUUAAUGCCAUUUUGAUGAUCUGGAUCUAUAGCUUCUCUUUUGUGUGGCAUCGCUAUAUUUUUGUCAAUGCCUGA
Molecule: messenger RNA, 783 nt
Organism: Cavia porcellus (domestic guinea pig)
Lineage: Eukaryota; Metazoa; Chordata; Mammalia; Rodentia; Caviidae
Product: transmembrane epididymal protein 1A-like
Exons: 1
Coding region: 1-783 (260 amino acids)
Source: RefSeq, a predicted model, not a curated record